Messenger RNA from Notolabrus celidotus (New Zealand spotty), 4378 nucleotides. RefSeq names its product rasGAP-activating-like protein 1. Gene Ontology annotation, biological process: cellular response to calcium ion; negative regulation of Ras protein signal transduction; intracellular signal transduction. Gene Ontology annotation, molecular function: GTPase activator activity. The record is from RefSeq and is a predicted model, not a curated record. NCBI's taxonomy places the organism in Eukaryota, Metazoa, Chordata, Actinopteri, Labriformes, Labridae.
UUGAAAUUCGAGGCUUUAUUAAGGUGACAAUGCCAAAACCCAGCCUGAGAGAGCACGCUGUGGUCCAGUCUAUGGGUCCAGUGUGUUUAACCCAUUUAACCCUCUCUAUGGCUCCAGUGUGUUUAGGUUUAACCCAGUCUGUGUGUCCAGUGUGUUUAAGUUUAACCCAGCCUAUGGUCUAACCUGCCUGACUGACGAGGCUGAAUGCGCGUCUGUGUCGCGCGCUACUGGUGGGCUGUGCGCUGUCACGCGCUGAAGGUGCCACGAAAUGAAGAAAACUCUGUUGCGGAGGGGAAGAGCACUAUUUAUAAGAGCGCGUAUGGGAACAUAGGAGGAAUUGGAUUAAAAGCUCACUCGACUGAAAAUGGCCAGAAACACAUCUCUUUAUUUUAGAAUUGUCGAGGGCAGGAACCUCCCGGCCAAAGACGUCUCCGGAACCAGUGAUCCAUACUGUAUUGUUAAAGUUGACAAUGAAGUUGUGGCCAGGACCGCCACAGUCUGGAAGAACCUUAAUCCUUUCUGGGGUGAAGAGUACACACUGCACCUCCCGAUGGGUUUCCACUCACUCUCCUUUCAGGUCAUGGACGAGGACACAAUCGGACAUGAUGAUGUUAUUGGAAAGAUAACUCUGACCAAAGAUGCCAUCGGAUCCCAAGCUAAAGGAUUAGACAGCUGGGUGAACCUGACGAGGGUGGAUCCAGAUGAAGAAGUCCAGGGAGAGAUCCACCUGAAUCUGCUGCUGCUCAAAGAUGCAGAGAAGAUCAGCCUGAGAUGUCAAGUCAUUGAGGCCAGGGAUUUAGCUCCGAGAGACAUAUCUGGAACCUCUGAUCCAUUUGCACGAGUCAUUUUCAACAACCACAGUGCAGAGACCUCGAUUAUAAAGAAGACCCGUUUCCCUCACUGGGGAGAGACCCUGGAGCUGGAGCUGGACCCACAGGAGCUGAGUGAAGACGGGAGCAUCACUGUGGAGGUCUGGGACUGGGACAUGGUGGGCAAGAAUGACUUCUUGGGAAAGGUGGAGAUACCUUUUGCGUGCUUACUCAAGACACCUCUGUUAGAGGGCUGGUUUCGUUUGCUGCCCUUGGGAAACAAUGAGGUUGAUGCUGGUGGGAAGCUGGGAGCUCUGCGUCUGAAGGUGCGGCUGGUGGAGGACCGGAUCCUGCCAUCUGUGUACUAUCAGCCUCUUAUUCACCUGCUUGUGGAGUCAGUCAUCUCGCCCACAGAGGUGGAGGACAGCAGUGCUCUGACAAUGCUGGAGGAGGUGACCACAGUGGAGAGCCGGCAGGAUGUGUCGAUGACUCUGGUGAAGAUUUACCUGGGUCAGGGCUUGGUGGUGCCAUUUCUGGAUUACCUGAACACCCGGGAGGUCAACCACACCACUGAUCCAAACACUUUAUUUCGCUCCAAUUCACUGUCCUCCAAGGCCAUGGAACAAUUCAUGAAGGCUGUUGGUAUGCUGUAUCUGCAUGAGGUACUGAAGCCGAUCAUCAACCGCAUCUUUGAUGAGAAAAAAUACAUCGAGCUCGACCCCUGCAAGAUCGACCUGAACCGCACCAGACGGAUUUCAUUCAAGGGUGCAGUGUCGGAGGCGGAGGUGCGGGACAGCAGUGUGGAGAUGCUGCAAAGCUACUUAACCAGCAUCAUUGAAUCAAUUGUUGGCUCAGUCGAUCAGUGUCCUCCUGUUAUGAGAGUGGCCUUCAAACAGCUACACAAGAGAGUGGAGGAGCAAUUUGCUGAACCAGAGAAUGAGGACGUGAAGUAUCUUGCCAUCAGUGGAUUCUUUUUCCUGCGUUUUUUCGCCCCUGCAAUCCUCACACCUAAACUGUUCCAGCUGAGGGAUCAACACGCUGAUACCCGUACUAGUAGAACGCUGCUACUAUUAGCCAAGGCAUUACAAAGCGUCGGGAACUUGGGCCUUCAGCUAGGCCAUGGAAAGGAGCAGUGGAUGGCACCUCUUCAUCCAAUCAUCCUGCGCAGCGUGGCCUCCGUCAAAGACUUCUUGGACAAAUUGAUCGACAUAGAUCACGACGUUGUGUCUGAGGUGCCACAAAGAGCUGUGUUUAUGCCCUCAGUCACAGUUAAAGAAGGGUUCUUACAUAAACACAAAACAGAGGGACCCCAGCUGCUGUCCCGCUUCGCCUUUAAGAAACGCUACUUCUGGUUGACCAGUGAGACGCUGUCCUACGCCAAGACCCCUGAGUGGCAGGUGCGCUCCUCGAUCCCCAUUCAGUGUGUGUGUGCAGUGGAGAGGGUUGAUGAAAACGCCUUCCAGCAGCCGAAUGUAAUGCAGGUCAUCACCCAGGACAACGACGGACAGCUGCUCACCAUGUACAUCCAGUGCAAGAAUGUGAAUGAGCUGAACCAGUGGCUGUCAGCAAUCAGGAUCAGCAUCUACAAUGAGCGCAUGCUGCCCUCUUUCCACCCAGGGGCUCAUCGCAGCGGCAAGUGGACCUGCUGCCUUCAAGCAGACCGAGCUGUUAUAGGCUGCAGUAGGACUCACUCAGCGGUGACACUGGGGGACUGGAGUGACCCUCUUGAUCCUGAUGUAGAGACACAGACCAUCUUCAAGCAGCUUCUCCACGGCAGAGACAAACUCAGGAAAAAAUAUCUGGAGGUGCCAGCUGCUGAUCAGACGUCCAGCAACAAAGUAAAGAUCAACACUGACAGACACCCAGGUGGUGCAAGAUCCAAUGUUCAUCAGAUGAAGACAGGUCAGAGUGUUGCUCCUCGGUUGCUAGCAGUGAUAGAUGAUCUGGAGCAGACUCACGCCACAUUCCAGCGCAGAGAAAAAGAGGACUCCACUAGUGUCAUCCUGAAUCCCUAAACUCCACAGAGAGACAAAGACUGGGAUCCACCAACGCCCCUGCAUCUUGUACCGACAUGAGUGAACAUCAGAUGUUGACUCUCUUGAUCGUCAGGGACUAAAAAGUGGCCACAGGGUGAAACCUCCUCCAGCCUUUUAGUACAUUUGCCCCGCUGUAAGAGCAGAGGGAGUUCUGCCACUUUCAAUCUUUUUGUAUUCGCUGAGUGCCACCGACUUCUGCAGCGCCAGGGAGUGAUUAUGAUACUUGAUGAUAAAGGGGGUGGGGGGGACUUUAAAGCAUGAUCUGACUUGAUAUUUUGUAUCUAGAUAACAAGCAAUCCCUUGCAUGGCCUGCACCCACUUGUUGUGAAAUGUGAAAAGAAGCUUUUAUAUUUUGAAAUACUGUACAGGACCACGGUCGCACAUUUUUAUGCAAAAAGCUUGUUGUAGUGUUAUCUUCGUUACAUGAAUGUAAGGUGUUUUGAUAUUGCUUUAUCAGCGUUUUGUAUUUCAAUAAGGUAUUUCAUCACAGUGUAGCGGUGACAUUAAUAUUAUAGGUCAAAACUACCAUGAGUUAAUGAAAAGCUGGUGCACAUGCCACUGCAUAACGCUGCCUGUACAGUGAGCAAAAUGUAAGCUUUUUCAUUGUUGCUUUGGUCCCUUUAUACUAAACAAUGUGCUUUUGUUUUGGGUGCUAUGGCCAGUCAACCUAAAUGUUUCAAUCCAAUGUUAAUAAUUACAUAUUUAAACUGUUCUUACUCUUUGCAGUAGCCAUUCCUGAAGUCAUGAAGGUAAUAUUUACCUUUAUGACUUAAGGAACCAUAUGCAUAAUGAAUCAAUCAUUAACAUUGAUAAGACAAUACAAGUUAAAAUUAUAAGUCUUGAUAAGUUUAUAUUUUCCUACAAAUUUGGUGCCACUAUAUUUGGUUCUUGGGUGUCAGGACACGUAUGAGAUGCCAAAUUAUUGCUGGAAAAUGUGACAAAAUUUUAUUUUAACCGUUCAUAUCACACUUUUUUUUUAGGGGGACAUCUUUUAGACAAAAACUGUACCUUGACAUGCUGUAAAGCCUUUUCUAGUAAAAUAAGUAGUCCCUGUGUCUCCUCCUUAAAUAGAGGUCAGUGAGUGUAAUCAAGAUCAGAUCUGUGAUCUCUCUGAUAACCUUAGCAGACCAACCUGCCUCUGGAGCUGUGUAGAUGAUCCUCUGGUACAGGUACUACCUUUGUUUUUCUCUUAGAAGAUGACCCGUGAAACUUUCUUCCCAUCUUUGAUUUAACUCCUUUGUACACAUGCCAGGCGUUACGAUCAAUAAGCUGCAUUAGAACAGCUUUAUUCAUCCAUCCUUUUGUAUUUUCUGCACACCAAAAUUGAAUUUAUCAUUUAUCAUACAAAAAUUGUAAAACCAGAGUAAACACGUUUCUUGUAAACUCCAAAUUUCCCCAGGUGGGGACUUUUAUUUUGAAGAAAAAAUUAUACUGCCUGUACUUUAUUUUGAAAAAACACCAUGCUGCUUUGCUCCAAGUGAAUUGUAACUGUGAAUUAAACACAACUGUAAAAUUAAGUAAACUCUUAUUUCA